This is a messenger RNA of Dicentrarchus labrax (European seabass), 4300 nucleotides long. RefSeq names its product alpha-kinase 2 (gene alpk2). Gene Ontology annotation, molecular function: protein serine/threonine kinase activity; ATP binding. Gene Ontology annotation, biological process: protein phosphorylation. NCBI's taxonomy places the organism in Eukaryota, Metazoa, Chordata, Actinopteri, Moronidae. The transcript has 10 exons. The record is from RefSeq and is a predicted model, not a curated record. The coding region runs from base 1 to 3102 and encodes 1033 amino acids.
AUGGGUAUCCAGGAUCAGCCUCUAAAGGCACAAAACAUCCCAGAGAGCUCUGUCCUCUCUGGGCAGAGCCGUCUCUCGAGUGUUGAGUCCCUGUGUGACUCAACACCUUCCACACAAGGAGAAAAGGAGCCAGAAGAAAUCCUCAGCAGCCAGGCUGAGCACUCUCUGCGCCCCACACAGCAGCACUCAUCCAUGGGAUCAUCCAGUGCUACGGUGGCCUCUCCUGGAGGAUACGGUGUUGAUGUGAUCCCCCGAUCUACUUCUUCCGCUGGUCUGGUCCAUUCUCACUUUGGUGGAUUUGUCGAGUCCUUUGAGGCAGACCAUUUCUACAGCAAUGAAGAAGAUCAAAUCAUAUUGAAUAUAGUCGAGGAUACAGAUUUGGAGGGACAAAACACAUAUGCAGAGCUAACAAUCAAGGAGCCCUUUGCAGAUGGACUGUGUGAAGUGACAGAUGACCACAGUAUCUCCCAGCCGGGCUGGGUGACCAAUCAGGAAGCUAAAAGGAGCUGUGGGCCAGCUGGGGUUGAUCGUGAAGGAAGAGAAUCUUCAACAAAUCUUUGUUUCCUCACCACUCACACUCUGACAAACUCACACUGCACAAAGUCUGACACUUUACGAGAUCUUGUUGGAGCCUGUCAGUUGGAGCCACAGUGGGGAAGUCCCAAGUUUAUUAUGCCCUUAGCUCCUCUUAGCUCCUCCUUCAUCCAUCAGACAAACAACAGUUUGGAAGGAGAUCAAACUUGUGCCAAAAGGUCUUUCAAUAACAACAGGGACCUCAGUUGUGAUCACAUACAACCUUGCAUUCCCUGGCCAACCUCAGAUGGGAUUACAGACAAACCAUAUUUGGAAGGUGUUGAAGAGUUGAUUCAUAAAAAGGAAAAUACACUAGAGUCCUCUGAUAAAUCUUCACCAGACAGACAACUGGACUUAGAUACUGCAGAGUGUUUCUUCACUACAAGAAAAACAGUAAUUGAGGAGAUUAAUGAUCUCAGUAGAGAACUGUCGAACUUGGCUGUUGUCCCUGCAGAUCAAUUAAUCAUCUCAGAGAAGAACCGCAUUGCAUUCAUCACUUUAGAUUUAAAUGACCCAUUUGUCUCCAGGGCUUCAAGUCCCAUCGCCACAGUCGUACAAUCUAAGUUUAAUCAGAAAACAGCUGAAAGGAUGCCUCACAAAACCCACAAGUCCACCUCAGAGGGCAAAACACGCUCCAAAAAGGACAAGUCAGCCGGUCAUCACCAUGGUGCACAAGCUUCCAAGAAACAGGAGAAUUUAUCUCACCAUGUUUCAGGCCAGCAGGUCUGCAAACAGCAAGAAAAUCACCCUCUUACUGGAGAAAAUCAUACCAGUGAGAACACUCCAGCUGGUCCUGAGGACAAGGAGGCUAAAUUGGUGAUUGAGACUGGUGUGGCGACGGAGAAGGCUCCAAGCAAGACACAUGGCAAGAAGAAAAAGAAACAUGCUCAGAAUGCAACAGGAGUGAAAAGUGUAGGGGAGCCAUUGGUUGAAGUGGAAAAUGGAGCAAAACCAAAGACUGCAAAAGGAAGGAUUGAGAUGUUUGAGGCCACCCUGGGUGUUAAAGCUGGGAAAGCUCAAAAGGACAGUGAUCAGUCACAUAGUACUGAGAAAAAGUCCCAGCAACCAGAGGCUAAAGCUUCCCAGGGAGAACAAGUUCAGAACAAGACGGAUCAUAAAGACCACAAGCCAAAAAACUUCACCAGUCCUCUGAACGAUGAUAUUAUUAAAAGACGACGCCUGUCAGAGCAUAAGUUUGGGAAGAUUGUCAGUGUUUUGGAGUCUAAAAUACCCAAGCCAGAAGUCUCUAUCCAGACAAAGGGAGAGGAGCCCAAGGUAGAUGCCGGGGAAACUCGGAAGAAGGCAUACAGUGAAGUAGUCAAACAGAAAAUCCCACCUAAGGAAGAGCCAAAGGUGUUGAAGCCUAUCCAAGCAGUGGCAGUGAGUGGGGACCCCCAGAGUCUGUGCCUGUGGUGUCAGUUUGCGGCUGUGUUCUCCCACCACACUGUCACCUGGGGCCGAGACGGCACUGUCCUUUCUGAGAUCAAGAGAAGUGCAGGGGACGAGAGCAGAGUGUCACUGAACAUCUCCAACGCUUCUCACAAAGACUUGGGCAAGUACGAGUGUCGGCUCACCAGUUUACACGGAUCAGUCACCCUGGACUACCUGCUCACAUAUGAAGUGCUCGGUGAAAUUGUGAUCCCUCCAUCUCUGAAGGCCGUAUCAUCUGCCCCUGUAGAGAUGGGGAGUGAAGAGGAGGAUGUCAAGUGUUCCAGGCUGAUGUUCAAAGAGGAUUUCCUAUCUGACCAAUACUUUGGAGAGAACCAACCUGUCAGCAUCCUCACUGAAAAGGUCCACUUUGGGGAGGGGAUGCACCGGCGGGCUUUCCGGACCAAGCUGCAUGUGGGUCAGAUACCCCUGUUACUACCUGGACACUCUUGUGUGCUCAAAGUACACAAUGCUAUCAGCUACGGGACCAAGAACAACGACGAGCUUGUUCAGAAGAACUUUACCUUGGCUGUAGAGGAGUGCCAGGUGCAGAACACAGCAAGAGAGUACAUCAAGGCAUACACCACUGCGGCCCAGUCUGUUGAAGCCUUCGGAGAGAUCCCAGAGAUCAUUCCCAUCUACCUGGUUCACCGUCCAUCCAAUGACAUCCCAUAUGCCACACUGGAGGAGGAGCUGAUCGGUGACUUUGUCAAGUAUUCAGUCAAGGAUGGCAAAGAAAUCAACCUGAUGAGACGUGACUCGGAGGCAGGACAGAAAUGUUGUGCUUUCCAGCACUGGGUCUACGAUAAGACUGAGGGAAACCUUCUGGUUACUGACAUGCAAGGAGUGGGAAUGAGGCUUACUGAUGUGGGAAUAGCCACCUGCAAGAAAGGAUAUAAAGGCUUCAAAGGAAACUGUGCCACCUCCUUCAUUGACCAGUUCAAAGCCUUGCACCAGUGCAACAAAUACUGUGAGCUCCUGGGCCUCAAAUCCCUGCAGCCCAAAGCUAAAAAGCCUGCAUCUGCUCCGAAACCCAAACCUCAACCCCCUGCUGCACCCAAGAAAAAGACAUUUGGGCCAACAGUGAAGGGAAAGUCAUAACAGGAGGAGAAUCUUGGACUAUGGCUUUCAUUUUUAUUGAAAUGGUGAGGUUUUUGGUGAUUCGCUUCACUCAUGUUGGACCUCAUCAUGCAGAGUUUGGGCCUGUCAAAGGGGAAUCAGAAAGGUGUUCUGGGUUCUGGACUGUGGCAGGCUAGAUCAUGGAGGACACCUAUCGUUACGCAGUCAGUUUUUGCUUCAUCUCAUGUUGAACAUUUGAGAGAUUUAUUUAUUUUAAUAAGAAGAUUUAACCAGAGAUGGUUUCUGUAUAACUAUGAGUAUUUCUAAUCUGAGGAAGGAAACUUUAUUUAGUUUUAGAAAAACUGUGACAAAUUUAAAAACACUUGAAAAUGAUGAUAAGAAUGACGAAUUUGUCGACAGUGUUGAACUGUGAUGUCUUAGAGAUUGCUUUUAUUGAUGAGGUGCAAUGAUUUUCUUUACAGAUCAAUGCAGAGUUUUUCUUGUUUUUCUACUUAUGUGAUGUUUUCAAACUAUUAGUUCAUUAAAUUAAUGAACUUGUUAAUUAAUUGAUUAAAGGAAAUGUCUUUAAAGUAGGUUGUACGAUAAAAUAGACACAGUAGAGGAAGUAUAUUGUUUAAGGUUCAGUUACACUGUAUGAGUGGGUAAUAUGAUUUAUUUGCAAGGUGACAGAGGUAUUUGAUGGGCGUAUAUUCAAUUUAAUCUUACAUUACUAUAAUGUUUGUUCAUGUAGUAAAGCUACUGAUUUAAGAUGUGCUCAUAUUUAUAUCCCAGAAACAACACAAAGUUAUUUUGUACACAUUAAGCUAAGUAAGCUAAUGCCUUUGAAUGUAUUCACUGAAAAAUGUGAAAAUGUAUAGAUUUUUCAUUUUAUUAUGAGGGGCAAUUCUGCUUGUUAGAUUUAUUUUUGAAUAUCUGACAUCAUUUUAAGGAUCUAUACUGCGCUGGUCUAGCUCAAACUAAGUGAAAGACAUGUAAAACUAAACCCAGUCAUGGCACCAGACUAACCUGAGAGAAAAAUCUAAUUACAUACAUAGCCCAUAGGAUCAAUUCAAUUGCAGUCUCACACGGUCUCUACAUAUAAUAACCCUCUCUGUCCUGCUCUCACUGUUGCUGUUUAAAUCCCUGACCCACAUUUCUGACAUGGCUCUCAGGUUGCGGCUAUAGCCAGUGUGUAUGCAAAUAGUAGAUCUUUGUUAUUAAAGAGAUGUUGCUGGUUGGA